Molecule: messenger RNA, 1220 nt
Organism: Sabethes cyaneus
Lineage: Eukaryota; Metazoa; Arthropoda; Insecta; Diptera; Culicidae
Gene: RpIIIC53
Product: DNA-directed RNA polymerase III subunit RPC4
Exons: 3
Coding region: 113-1198 (361 amino acids)
Biological process (GO): transcription by RNA polymerase III
Cellular component (GO): RNA polymerase III complex
Molecular function (GO): DNA binding
Source: RefSeq, a predicted model, not a curated record
UGAACUUUUACUCAAGAUUCAAUUCAUUUUUUAAUCGGAAAGUUUGCAUGAAAAAAACCAGUUAAUAUAUAGUUUUUGUGCAGUUUAGUAUACAGUUUUUAAAAAUUUCAAUAUGGAGCAAACCAUAAAAAUCAAGCAGGAACCUGGCUUAAAAACACGAGGCAAUACCACGAUAGCGACAGCACCAUCGUUGACGACACAGUCAGCAGCUACAAUCAGUGUCAAGUCUGAGCGAUUGACCUCUUUUCGAGUUCCCAGGGAUCUUACCCUUGGGGGUUUAACUAACGGACGCAGCACUAAACCGGUGGCUAAUAAAAAGGUGUACACACCGAAUCUAAAUGCCGUCCGUAAUAAGGACACCAACGUGAAAACCGCAUCCAGUGGUACGAAACAUCGUGUCAAGACUGAACGAAACAAAGAUUCCAAAGCUAAAACUAGCAGAGGUUCUUUAAUUCAGACUUCCGGUAUAUUCUCCGAGGGCUUAGCACAGCGUACACUUCAGAAAUCAAGAAACGAUAGGUAUAAUAACUCCUCAUCAAAGGAGCCAGGAGAAGCAAUUCGGAAGCCAGUUUUUCGAACUGAAAUUAAGAUAGAUCCAGAGGAUGAGCGGAAACGAAUCUGCGAUCUCUUUGGAGAACUAGAUGAAGAAACCGGCGGGGACACCAAAAAGGACGGACACGAUGCUAAUAUGCCGGUUAAAUUAGAAAAUUCGGACUAUAGAUUUAAACCUGCCGCUCUGAAAAUAGAAGUUAAAGAUGAACCAAUGAUACCGAAAGCAGAAGUUAGAGAUCUACUCGAUUCAAUCAAUGCCAACCAAGCCGAUCAAAGUAAUUUCUUUCUUCUACAAUUGCCGGACGCAUUACCUGGUCGUACGGAUAAUGACCCUAAAAAGUCUUCUGAAUCGCAAACUACGGAGAAUACUGGAAAUCAAAAUGGACUGGAUCCGCCCCGAUGCACGGUACGAGAACUAGAGGAAGGUUACGUUGGCAAAGUGUUGCGAUAUCGAUCUGGUAAAGUCAAGCUUUUGCUUGGGAACACGAUGUUCGACCUGACGUUGGGAAUGGACAGUGGUUUCCUGCAGGAGCUGGUUUCUAUCAAUACAAACACAUCGGAACGUAGUGGGAACAUUAUAGAUCUAGCAACUAUCAAAGCCAAAUUGAAUGCAUCACCAGAUUGGGAACAUCUGUUCAGAAAAUAAAUUAUACACCAUGAAUCGUUUG